Molecule: messenger RNA, 657 nt
Organism: Eupeodes corollae
Lineage: Eukaryota; Metazoa; Arthropoda; Insecta; Diptera; Syrphidae
Product: peptidyl-prolyl cis-trans isomerase-like 3
Exons: 4
Coding region: 122-622 (166 amino acids)
Biological process (GO): protein peptidyl-prolyl isomerization
Cellular component (GO): catalytic step 2 spliceosome
Molecular function (GO): peptidyl-prolyl cis-trans isomerase activity
Source: RefSeq, a predicted model, not a curated record
UUGGAUAUAUGACAUCUGUCAUUUUGCAUUUGAGUUCUUCUUCUUGCUUUAUUAUAAGUUGAAUUUAAAACAUUUAAUAAGGAAUUGUAAAUAUUAAGAAACAAUAUAAAAUUACUAUAAAAUGUCUGUAACCCUCCAUACAGAUGCUGGUGACAUGAAAAUUGAAUUAUUCUGCGAUGAUUGUCCAAAAGCCUGCGAGAAUUUCUUGGCGCUCUGUGCGAGCGAUUACUACAAUGGUUGUGUAUUUUUAAGGAACAUCAAAGGAUUCAUGGUUCAAACAGGUGAUCCAACGAAUACUGGCAAAGGUGGCACGUCUAUUUGGGGUUCGAAAUUUGAAGAUGAAUUUAAAGAUUCCCUAAAGCAUUCUGAUCGAGGAAUUGUUUCGAUGGCCAAUAAUGGACCGAAUUCAAAUGGUAGUCAAUUCUUUAUCACAUAUGCAGCCCAACCAAAUUUAGACUUGAAGUACACAGUUUUUGGAAGGGUUAUAGACGGCUUUGAUGUACUUGAUGAACUGGAAAAACUUACAGUCAAUCCUAAAAACUACCGACCACAUGCAGAAAGAAAAAUAAACAGCAUAACAAUGCAUGCAAACCCUAUUGCCAAUGCCCAAGCAGGGAACUAAAUGUUUAUAAUAAAACUUUAUUUUGAAAAAAGGUC